AUGGAACAACAAGACAAUCCUCCAAAGCAAGCUCAUUCCAAUGAGCCUAGAGGUGGCGAGGACAAUCAAAUAAAAGACAAACGGAAACGGAAACCUCAAAGAAAUAAACAAAGAGGAGGUAAGAAAUCUGGUCAACCAGAAGGUACUAAAGAUCUUACAACCAAUAUUCGAUUCCUACAAAUUUCUAAAUUAAUAAGAGCAUUUAAACCAGUCACAUUAAAUGGCACUCCAAUUAAAACAUUAAUCAAUCAAAUCAAAGAGAAAGAAACCAAUGAACCUGAUUAUUUUAAGAAUCAAUAUAAGAAUCAUGCCAGAUUAUCCAAUCUACAAAAAUAUUUAUUGGAAUUUAUGAAGAAUCAACCAGAUUCAACUAUUUAUAUAUCAAUGUGUUUAAAACCAUCAGAUCCCGAAUUUCCAUUUGAGUUAGAUAGAUUACAAUUGAAUAUAAGUAUUCCUGCCAAUUAUCCUAAAGAUAAGACCCAACGGCCAAAAAUUGUUGUUUUGAAUGACGAUAUUCCAAGAGGAUUUGCCGUGAAUGUAGAACUUGGAUUUAAAAGAAUUGUGACAAUUGCACAAGGACAAUUAGUUGACGAAGAGAUUGAAUUAGUGGAUGGCCCGGGAUUAUUAUCGAUGAUAUUGACAUUGGAUAAAUAUUUAGAAUUAUUUUUGAAACAAGAGAAGAAAGAGACUAUUAAGUUCGUUAAGACUAUAAAGAAACCUGAACCGGUGAAGAAGGAACUGGCGAAGAAGCCCGAACCGAAACCAAAACAAGUUACGAUAAAUAAACAAGUGAAACAAGUCCCCCGUGAAGUAUUAGACAUGAGAAAUCAACUUAUUGACCAAAUGUGUAGUAAAUUGGGUGAGUCCGUCAAACUAUUCAAGAAAUCAUCUCAAGAGAAUUAUUACAAGGUUACAUUACCAGUUCUUAAUAUCAAUUCUGAACUUAUUCCUGAACUUUGGAGAAGAAAUAAAUCUAUAGAUGUCAUGCUUUCAAUUCCAAUCAAUUAUCCAGAAGGUCAACUAAGUAUAUCUAUGGCAAAUAACUUUAGUUCUAAUUUGAUUUUGAAUUAUUGUCAAGAUGAUCAAUUCAAAUUAGUUCAAAUAACAAAACAAUAUCGUGGUUAUGAAAAGAAUUUAAUGAAUAAUUUUUCAAAGUUUAAAUUUGAUACUAACAGUUUGUUGAUUGUAUUGAAUUGGUUAUCUAAUAAUAUUGGAUCAUUUUGCCUUUCAGAGAAGGAAUUCAAUACUUGGAAAGAGAAUCUUUUAAUAUAUUUGCAAUGA
Messenger RNA from Hemisphaericaspora subhashii, 1281 nucleotides. RefSeq lists its product as uncharacterized. The coding region runs from base 1 to 1281 and encodes 426 amino acids. The transcript has a single exon. Lineage: Eukaryota; Fungi; Ascomycota; Pichiomycetes; Serinales; Debaryomycetaceae. The record is from RefSeq and is a predicted model, not a curated record.